AGAACAAUCUGUCUGAUAACACAAAAAUGGAUCCCAGCCACGACUCCUUGUCUGCGAGCUUGUUCAAGUGGGACUCAAGAAACCAUGCAGCCAAUCCGCCACCGCAGAACCGCCUCGUGGAGGUGCUUGCACCGCCGCAAAUGCCCCCGGCUCCGCCUGCAUUAUCGGGACUCGAGGAGCUCUUCGAACCCUACGGAAUCCGUUAUUUCACUGCAGCCAAAAUCGGAGAGCUAGGGUUCACGGUCAACACUUUGUUGAACAUGAAAGAUCAGGAACUUGACGAAAUGAUGACCAGCUUGUCUCAUAUUUUCCGCUGGGACCUUCUCGUCGGUGAACGAUACGGCAUCAAAGCCGCCGUGAGGGCUGAGCGCCGCCGCAUCCUCGAGCAAUAUCAUGAGAUCCACCGUCACCCUUACCUCCAUGAUCAAAAUACCAAUCAUGCCCUUGAUGCUUUCUCUCAAGAAGGAUUAUCGGAGGAGCCGGUUCAACAAGUGCAUGAGGGCACAUGUAGCAAGAGGAAGCAACGAGGAAAAAACAUUCCGGGUAGACUGAGUUCUCACAAUGCUUGCGAGAUGGAGAGCGAGGACGAGGAGGACGAAAAUGUGUGCGAGAGGCAACGAGAGCAUCCCUUCAUCGUGACGGAGCCAGGAGAGGUGGCUCGCGGGAAAAAGAACGGCCUGGAUUAUCUCUUCAACUUAUACGAGCAGUGCCGUAGCUUCUUGAUCCAGGUUCAGAACAUUGCCAAGUCCAGUGGUGAAAAGUGCCCCACAAAGGUUACCAACCAGGUGUUCAGGUACGCCAAGGAGGCCGGGGCGAGCUACAUAAACAAACCGAAAAUGCGGCAUUACGUGCACUGCUACGCUCUCCACUGCCUGGACGAGGAAACGUCUAAUGCACUGAGGAGAGCCUACAAAGAAAGAGGCGAAAACGUUGGCUCCUGGAGGCAAGCCUGUUACAAGCCUCUCGUCAACAUCGCUUCUCGUCAAGGUUGGGAUAUCGACCUCAUCUUCAGUACUCAUCCUCGUCUUUCGAUUUGGUAUGUUCCGACCAAGCUCCGCCAGCUCUGCCACGCUGAACGCAGCUCGCGUGCCGCGGCUACUUCGUCCUCCAUUAAUUACUGCAGCUGAUCAGUAAUUAGUGUGGCUAAUUGUCUGGCGAUCUACUAGCGAGUAGUAUCUAAAU
This is a messenger RNA of Daucus carota subsp. sativus, 1182 nucleotides long. Its product is annotated as floricaula/leafy homolog. Bases 27 to 1127 code for a protein of 366 amino acids. The record is from RefSeq and is a predicted model, not a curated record. Gene Ontology annotation, molecular function: DNA binding. Gene Ontology annotation, biological process: regulation of DNA-templated transcription. The transcript has 3 exons. NCBI's taxonomy places the organism in Eukaryota, Viridiplantae, Streptophyta, Magnoliopsida, Apiales, Apiaceae.